Messenger RNA from Teleopsis dalmanni, 1441 nucleotides. RefSeq names its product glutamine synthetase 2 cytoplasmic (gene Gs2). Gene Ontology annotation, molecular function: glutamine synthetase activity. The coding region runs from base 131 to 1240 and encodes 369 amino acids. The transcript is spliced from 6 exons. Gene Ontology annotation, cellular component: cytoplasm. Lineage: Eukaryota; Metazoa; Arthropoda; Insecta; Diptera; Diopsidae. The record is from RefSeq and is a predicted model, not a curated record.
GCGUUUCAGUAACGAUACCGCCAAAUUCGAAAAUUCGAAAAUAUUACACAUAAUAAAUAAAUACUUGAAAAGGUAUUUUCUCGUUGCAUUUCAUUUUGAAGUCAUUCCUUAAUAAAACCAAAAUUCAAGUAUGGCGGCAAGAAUUCUAACUGAUUCACCUAAUGCUCAUAUAAACAAAACGAUUCUGGAUCGUUAUUUGGACUUACCUGUUGAGGAGAAUAUUGUACAAGCUACGUACGUUUGGAUCGAUGGCACUGGCGAGGAUCUACGUAGCAAGGAUAGAACCCUAGAAUUCAUUCCAACGAAACCAAGUGAUCUUCCAGUUUGGAAUUAUGAUGGCAGCUCUUGCUAUCAAGCUGAGGGUCAUAACUCAGAUACAUAUCUAUACCCAGUAGCGAUUUACAAGGAUCCAUUCCGACGUGGCAAUAACAUUUUGGUUAUGUGCGAUACGUAUAAAUUCGACGGCACACCUACUGCUACUAAUCAUCGUAAAUCCUGUUUGGAAGUGUGCAAAAAAUGUGAAGAUGAUGAACCAUGGUUUGGAAUUGAACAAGAAUAUACUUUUCUAGAUUUCGAUGGACAUCCAUUAGGAUGGCCCAAAAAUGGUUAUCCUGGACCACAAGGCCCUUAUUAUUGUGGUGUAGGCGCUAACAAGGUUUAUGCCAGAGAUGUUGUAGAUGCUCACUACAGAGCUUGCUUAUAUGCUGGAGUUAAGGUAUCUGGUACAAAUGCUGAAGUAAUGCCAGCUCAAUGGGAAUAUCAAGUAGGCCCAUGCGUUGGUAUUUCAAUGGGUGACGAUUUAUGGAUGUCAAGAUUUUUAUUACAUCGUAUUGCAGAAGAAUUUGGUAUUGUUGCAACACUUGAUCCCAAACCCAUGCCUGGCGAUUGGAAUGGUGCUGGCGCUCACACAAAUGUCUCCACUAAAAUUAUGCGUGAAGAUGGUGGCAUUAAGGAAAUUGAGAAAGCUGUAGCUAAACUUUCCAAAUGUCAUCAGCGUCAUAUACGCGCUUAUGAUCCAAAACAAGGACAAGAUAAUGCUCGUCGUCUUACAGGCAAACAUGAGACCAGUUCAAUAAAUGAUUUCAGUGCUGGUGUAGCAAAUCGCGGUUGCUCUAUUCGCAUACCACGCGGUGUGAAUGACGACGGUAAAGGUUAUUUCGAGGAUCGUCGUCCCAGUUCAAAUUGCGAUCCAUAUGCAGUUGUAGAGGCUAUUUUGCGCACCAUCUGCUUAGAUGAAUAAGUUAAGUUAUUGAAGUCUAAGUAAUAUAAUGAACAAAAGCAUCGAAUACACUUUAAAAAAGUGAAAAUGGGUAAUGAACACAAGGAAUACAAAAAAUUCAAAAGGAAAAACUAAAAAAAGUAAUAAUAUUAAGUCUAUAAUUAAUAAUAAUAUAAUAUUAAAUAUAAAAGCUCAGAGAAACGUUACUACUUCCAUUUAGAA